This is a messenger RNA of Auanema sp. JU1783, 312 nucleotides long. The record is from the annotation of a GenBank genome assembly. NCBI's taxonomy places the organism in Eukaryota, Metazoa, Nematoda, Chromadorea, Rhabditida, Rhabditidae.
AUGUCUGGUCGUGGUAAAGGCGGAAAAGGACUCGGAAAGGGAGGAGCUAAGCGCCAUCGCAAAGUUCUUCGUGAUAACAUCCAAGGUAUCACCAAGCCUGCUAUCCGUCGUCUCGCUCGUCGUGGUGGAGUUAAGCGUAUCUCUGGACUUAUCUAUGAGGAGACUCGUGGAGUUCUUAAGGUCUUCCUUGAGAAUGUCAUCCGUGAUGCCGUAACUUACUGUGAGCACGCCAAGAGAAAGACGGUCACCGCUAUGGAUGUCGUCUAUGCUCUUAAGCGUCAAGGCAGAACCCUUUAUGGAUUCGGAGGAUAA